Molecule: messenger RNA, 1467 nt
Organism: Fusarium fujikuroi IMI 58289
Lineage: Eukaryota; Fungi; Ascomycota; Sordariomycetes; Hypocreales; Nectriaceae
Product: probable rhamnogalacturonase A precursor
Exons: 7
Coding region: 1-1467 (488 amino acids)
Biological process (GO): carbohydrate metabolic process
Molecular function (GO): polygalacturonase activity
Source: RefSeq, a predicted model, not a curated record
AUGAAAUCUCUUCUCAUCACAGGCCUGUUCUCAGCCCUCCUGGCAACCGCUCAACUCACCGGCCCAGUCGGUCCCCUCACAGCCCUCUCCCAAAAGACCCACGAGUGCAACAUUCUCGACUAUGGCGCUGUCGACGACAACUCCACUGAUAUCGCAGAUGCCAUCGAGAAGACCUUCAAGACCUGCGUUCUCCCGCAUGCUGGAAGCCGUCUGAUCGUCCCUGAUGGCCAGUAUCUGAUCAAACGCUCAGUGGUCCUGUCAAACGGAACGAACUGGGCGUUCCAACUGGAUGGGCUUAUCACCCUCGCCUAUGGCGGUAACUGGACUGUUGAUCGUAAGUUGGUAUUGCAGGGCUUUGCGGGUGUUGAGCUGCUGAACGCGACUAUCAAUGGUGAAGGUGAUGGGCAAUUCUUGCAGAAUGGACUCACCAUUAUAAACCCCGUCGACUUUGAGUUUUAUUCACAGAAUGGAAAGGGUGCCAUUCAAGGACAGGGCUAUAUCUACAGGAACUUGGCAAAUACUUUCCGUCCCCGUCUUGUCAGAAUUAUUUCACCGAUUAACACUUCAGUUCACGACCUCAUUCUCGUCGACAGCCCAAAGUUUCACAUCGUCUUUGACUUUGCUGAGAACCUUGAGGUAUAUCACCUCACCAUCCGAGGGGCCAACUUAGGUUCCUAUGAUGGUGUUGACGUGGUGGGCACGAACUAUUGGAUCCACGACAUCGAGGUUACAAACCGAGACGAAUGCGUGUCGGUGAAGAGCCCUUCCAGCCAUGCUCUUAUCGAGAAUUUGGUUUGUAACCAAGCUGGUUCCGGUAUCUCGAUCGGUAGUCUCAACGUGUCGGCAUCCAUCGCUAAUAUCCAUGCACGGAACAUCAACAUUAUCCAGGGAAACAACAUUGCUUUCAUAAAGACUUAUCCUGGCGGCUCUGGCCACGUCACUAAUAUCACCUUUGAGAAUUUCCGAUCCAAGGCUUCUCUUUAUGGCUUGGAUAUCAACCAGUAUUGGCAAAACACGUUUGAACCUGAUACCAGAGCUGUAGCGCUAAGUAACCUUGUUUUCAAGAACUUCUCUGGAUCUGUCGCUGAUGGUUCCAAAAGGCCUCCCCUCUUCUUGGUAGCCAAUGAUCUAUCAUUCGCCACCAACGUCACGGUUCAAGACUUUAGCAUUUGGACCGAGUCUGGAACUUCAGUCAUCAACAAGAUCAGCAACAUCUUUGGCCACGGCGAUAAUUCUUAUGGACAGGCGAAUGGUAUCAAAUCGCUUUCGUCUGGCCAGGCACCGACCGCGUACACCAGCACGUACACUGUCACCGCUACACCUACUGGCUGGACAGCUCCGUCAUUCCCUACGUGGGCUGUGGCAAGCACUGGUUAUGGAACUGAUGUACCUAUUCCGGUCUACACGCCAGCUGCACUAUGGAAGCCGAGUGGUGACUAUGAUAAACAUUACUGGGGAAGCUUUUGA